AUGUCAACAUUCAUUGAUGUCUCUAUCAGUCUGUUCAUAAAUGCGAGUACUCCACAAGAUAGCCCUUGCGUCUCUGUGGCUUUACUGCCUUGCUUGGGGCAAACUCUUAAAAAAAAAAAUCUAUCUAUCUAUCUAUCUAUCUAUCUAUCUAUCUAUCUCUCAGCGUAUCUAUCUAUCUAUCUAUCUAUCUCUCAGCGUAUCUAUCUACCUACCUACCUAUCUCUCAGCGUAUCUAUCUACCUACCUACCUAUCUCUCAGCGUAUCUAUCUAUCUACCUACCUACCUAUCUCUCAAGCCACAUCUAUCUACCUACCUACCUAUCUCUCAGCGUAUCUAUCUAUCUACCUACCUAUCUCUCAUUGUAUCUAUCUAUCAACCUACCUAUCUCUCAGCGUAUCUAUCUACCUACCUAUCUCUCAGCGUAUCUAUCUAUCUACCUACCUAUCUCUCAGCGUAUCUAUCUAUCUACCUACCUAUCUCUCAGCGUAUCUAUCUAUCUACCUACCUAUCUCUCAGCAUAUCUAUCUACCUACCUAUCUCUCAGCGUACCUACCUACCUACCUACCCAUCUCUCUCAGCCGAUAUCUAUCUAUCUAUCUACCAUACCUAUCUCUCCAUCUCUCAUCAUAUCCUACCUAUCUCUCAGCGUACCUACCUACCUACCUACCUAUCUAUCUACCUACCUAUCCAUCAAUCUGCAUAUCUACCUAUUUAUCUGCAUACCUACCUAUUUAUCUGCAUACCUACCUAUUUAUCUGCAUAUCUAUCUAUCUAUCGUAUUGAUACAGAAGACAGGACAAGAUAGAGCUCAGUAA
Acanthosepion pharaonis is the source of this 816-nucleotide messenger RNA. The record is from the annotation of a GenBank genome assembly. Lineage: Eukaryota; Metazoa; Mollusca; Cephalopoda; Sepiida; Sepiidae.